Solea senegalensis (Senegalese sole) is the source of this 2594-nucleotide messenger RNA. RefSeq names its product secreted frizzled-related protein 1a (gene sfrp1a). Lineage: Eukaryota; Metazoa; Chordata; Actinopteri; Pleuronectiformes; Soleidae. The coding region runs from base 237 to 1169 and encodes 310 amino acids. Gene Ontology annotation, molecular function: Wnt-protein binding. The record is from RefSeq and is a predicted model, not a curated record. The transcript has 3 exons. Gene Ontology annotation, biological process: negative regulation of canonical Wnt signaling pathway; non-canonical Wnt signaling pathway; canonical Wnt signaling pathway.
ACGCAGCAACAGCAGCAGCAGCAGCAGCAGAGGAGCAGAGAGACGGAGCUGCAGCCACAGCCACAGGAGAGCGCGCGCGUGUGGACUUUACCCCCAAAAACCAAACACUCCAACGCGUUUUUACGCACGACGCGCAACAGACCUCUGCUCCUUCGCCUGCUUUCUUUUAGUUUCUGAGUUUCUUCAUGAAUUGAGUCUUAUUUUUUGGCUGCUGUGCUUCAUUCAAAAGAGAAAUAAUGAGAUCCACUUCGGACUCGAUGUGGAGGAUGGUGCGCGUGUCCGUGGUGACACUGGUGGCGCUGGUGUCAACGUGCCGAGCCCAAGAGUACGAGUACCUGAGCUGGAAAUCGGACUCGUACAACGGCGGGCGCAGCUACGGGAAACCCCCGCAGUGCGUGGACAUCCCGGAGGACCUGCGCCUCUGUCACAACGUGGGCUACACCAAGAUGCUGCUGCCGAACCUGCUGGAGCACGAGACCAUGGCCGAGGUGAAGCAGCAGGCCAGCAGCUGGGUGCCGCUGGUGCACAAGAGCUGCCACCCGAGCACGCAGGUCUUCCUCUGUUCGCUGUUCGCGCCCGUGUGCCUGGAGCGGCCCAUCUUCCCGUGUCGCUGGCUGUGCGAGGCCGUGCGCGACGGCUGCACCCCGAUCAUGGAGGCGUUCGGUUUCCCGUGGCCGGAGAUGCUCACCUGUGACAAGUUCCCGCAGGACGACGUGUGCAUCGCCAUGACGCAACCAAACGCCACCGAGGCCACGAAACCGACAGGUUCUCCCAUCUGCCCUCCAUGUGACAACGAAAUGAAAACAGACACCAUGCUGGAGCACAUGUGUGCCAGCGAGUUUGCUUUCAAGGCCAAGAUCAAGGAGGUGAAGCGUGAAAACAUGGACCGCAAAGUGAUCCUGCAGAAGAGGAAGAAGAUGGUGAAACCGGGCAACCUGAAGAAGAAGGACUUGAAGAAGCUGGUGUUGUACUUGAAGAACGGCGCAGACUGCCCCUGCCAGCAGCUGGACAACCUGGAGAACCAGUACCUAAUCAUGGGCCGCAAGGUGGACAAGCAGUAUCUGCUCACGGGCAUCCACAAGUGGGACAAGUCCAGCAAAGAGUUCAAAAAGGCUAUCAAGAAACUCAAGACCUACAAAUGUCCCGCCUUCGAGAACGUCUUCAAAUAAUAUGGUCCCGCAACCAGCCGUGGUCGCGUCUCAUCCUACAUAUGAACUUGCAUCAAGCAUUAAAAUCCCAAACUUUUGCUUUUUAUUGUCCUGUUUAUAUAUCUAUAUAUCUUUGUAUAUUUACAUAUACUUUGAAAAUGUCCAUUACCAAAUUUUAGUCAAAUAACGUGGUGAGUGAUGACACCAUAGAUAAAUAAAGGGUAGGGUUUCCUUUUUUUGUUUGUUUGUCUCCUGCUAAAGAGAAGGACAUUGUAGUGAACGCCCUUUCUUCACUGAAAUCAGCUUUGUCACGCUCUUUUAUAUCCGACACGUCAGAGGGUUUUGCUGAAGGAAUAAACAUUUUUGAAAAUGUUCCUGCCAAGAAUUAGAUGAGACUGGUACCAUUCUGUACAAUAAACAUGGAAGUUAAAGCUAGCAGAUGCUAAGCGUCUAUGUAAGCAUCGGGACUGGAAGCAGGGAGGGUUUUACUAGCAUGGCUUUGUUGUGGCAAAGGUGAGAUAAAACACACAAGUUGCCAUUUUUACAUUUAGUUUUUUUUUGUAAAUAUUAAACAAAUGAGAUAUAACAUGUUAUUUAGUGGGAUUUAGAUGAACUAGACUAGCUAAUUCUUCCUGCACCCAGCCUUGCUAACAUUAGCCAUUUUCAGACAUGAACAGGCAUUUCAUUUUUUUACAAAGUUUACGGUUCACAAUUGAUAAAUGAAGGGGGAAAUUGUCUUCGUCAGAUGAUUCAACACCAGGAGAUAGUCCAAAUUUGCUCAUCCUGGAUAUUAUCCAGAAAUGUGUCAAGAGUUCUGGCAGGAGAAGGCAAGAAGAAAAUGUCUGGAGCUACUUUUUUGGAAAUUUGCGUGUUCACAUAAAGCCAAUUUCAGAAAACAUGUCUGAAAGUAGCUAGCUGGCACUAGCUUAACAUUUAGCGUAGAGCGGUAUUGAUCCUCAUCUUUCUCUUGGCGGGAAAAAUGUCACAUUUUGGUAAUUUCUUUAAAGAAAAUGAUGAGACUACAGAAUUGAUUGACAGUUGCAGUUAAAUGUUGAGCUACAGAUUGAGUUCCUGUUGAAUAACUUAUAGAUUGAUGUGAGAGUGCUGCUGUUAGCUGACAGUUUCCUUUUUCAUUUUUGUUAAAUAUUCUGAGAAAAUCCAAAAAGAAUUAGUAUCAGCCAUGCGAUCAAUGCUUACGUACCACUUGGCUAUCUCUGCAUCCAGUCUAACUGCAGUAAUCAAUAUUCACUGGUAAUGGAAAAAAAAUGCCUUGUAGUCAUACGUGUUUAAAAGUGCAAAAGAUAUGAGUGCAAAUGUUGUAAACUGUGUGCCGUUUUGUUUUGCUGGUCCGUUUUAGCACUAUUGUGUUGCUGAUGUGAAUGUGAGCGGUGCAUUUCUGCCUGUUACAUGUACAUACAAAUUUUACAUAAAUAUGGAAAAACUGUG